AUGUUUGAUCAGCUUCCAGACGAUAUCGUCUUGGAGAUCGUCUCCCACUUGAGAACCGCCCGCGAUGUAGCCCGCCUUGCGUCGUCGUGUAAAUACCUCCACUCCCUCCUCAGCGAGGACGGCUGGCGAACCUUCGUCCGGACCUGCUUCCCCCUCCUGUCCCUCCCAUUGAGCAAGGCCCCGAGAUGGGAUGUACUGGCAAACAACCUCACCAGCCAGGCGCGGGCCUGGGACACAAAGGCCUUCCAGCCUGUCGCCUACAUGGACAACCACCGCCGGGACGGCAACUACUUCACCGGCUACACCAAUGCCGGCCGCCCCUUUCACCCCGUCAUCGACGCCCGCCUUGCCUUCGACAAUAGCUGGGAGGUCGCAGCGUGGGGCGCUGGUGAGGACGUCGUCGGCCGGUUUAGACCGCUCAACAGCGGCGGUCGAGGAGACUCCGACGCCUGGUUCCGCAUGGAGGGGAAGACCAAGGGCUACGAGGCGGGAGUGGGCGACGUCACGGCCAUCCGCCUCGUUGAGCCCGACGGAAAGCUGGGUCUUCUCGUUGGCAGGGCCAAUGGCGAUCUGCAGCUCGUCUCGGCGGCCCCGGGCAGCGCCGGCAGCGCCCUUGCGAACUAUAGAAUCCCCGCGCCCACGGGGGGCCUUGAAGCGACGACAUGGACCUCCAUCGGCUCCAUAGAUACUCUGCCCAACCAGUCGUCGGUAAUAGCUGGCAACCGUGCCACCGUCAGCAUGUUCUCCCUAAGUACCACCGAAGAAAACGGCAAUGGCACCAUCCCACUGGAUUCGCAGACUUUUGAAGUCCCCGGUCAGGGGGGGAGAACGCAGUUCGUCCACUCGGCCAGGGCCCUCAACAACGACACCGUCGUCUGCUCGCUCUCUGGCGAUGUCAACCCGAUCCGCUACCUCACCGUCACCCCUUCAGGCUUUACCCCCUCGCUCGCAUCAAAGAACCCAUCCUUCCUCGCCUCCCGCGGCAUCGACCCGGACAAGAAGCAGACCGUCCGCGCGAUUCACCCCGUCAACCCGGGCCCCGCAGGCCACUCCAACCACCUCUUGAGCGCCUGGGACGACGGCACCAUCCGCCUCCUCGACGUCCGCACGCCGUCUCCCUACGACGUGCUCUACCGCGACAUGUACCAGCCCUUCGAGACGCACUCGUCCCUGCUGGCGUACGGCUCGGACCGCUUCGUCGCGGGCAGCAACGAGCUCGAGGCCCUCAAGGUCUUUGACUUCCGCUGGAGCAAGUCGUACCACCACUCCGCCGCGCUGCCGUGUUGGUCUGGCACGCCGUUCCCGGACCCGCUGCGGGGAACAAGCAGCCGCCCGCUGAGCAUGCGUGGCGUCGGGUGCGACCACGCGAGGGGCCGGGACUGCGUGUGGCACGAGCACUCGCGCAGGGACUAUUACCGCCCUAAUUACCGGUUCCACGUGAUGCCGUUCCGGGACGCGGCGCGGUCGUCGACGAGCCGUAUUUUCUCGCUGGCCAAGGCGUCAGACGUGUCAGAGUCAUUCUACGUCGGGCUCGCGGGGGCCGUAGCCGAGUUUUCCACAGCGCCCGGCAUCGUGGAGCAGCGAGAAGGGCAGCAGGAGGACGUCGUCGCUCCGGGGGUGGCCUCGGCGGCGGAGAAGAGGGGGUGGGCAGCGAGGGCUUCGCAGUUCAGUUUUGCCGAGACAGGCGACGGGCUGUUAACCCCGGGCGUGUCGAUGAGUACCUUCAUGCCGAGGCUGGUGCAGCGGUUCGGUGACGAGGUGGGCGCGCCGCAGUAUCAGAAGUGGUGGGCCAAGACGCCGCCCAAGACGGCGGCGUGGCACCGAUGGAAUGAGAGCUUUUGGCGGCCGACGCACUUUACGUUUUGA
Messenger RNA from Colletotrichum destructivum, 1866 nucleotides. RefSeq names its product Putative F-box domain, WD40/YVTN repeat-like-containing domain superfamily. The coding region runs from base 1 to 1866 and encodes 621 amino acids. The record is from RefSeq and is a predicted model, not a curated record. The transcript has a single exon. Gene Ontology annotation, molecular function: protein binding. NCBI's taxonomy places the organism in Eukaryota, Fungi, Ascomycota, Sordariomycetes, Glomerellales, Glomerellaceae.